AUGGCGAAAACCUCAACCAACCCCGAGGGGACCGACAAGUCUAUUUUCGACUCCUUCCGUGACUCCAUGAAAAAGGAUCGCGCGCAGUUCUUCUUGGAUAUUCCGACCGGGCCAUUCUUUAACUUCAAUCGACCCGGUGUCAAGAAGAGCGAGGGUCAGAUCCGGAGUUGGUGGCAGCAGGGGCUGAACACCAGCUUCAAGGCAGCCAGCCUAUGUAUGAUUCGAUCGCGGACUUUCUGA
Messenger RNA from Penicillium subrubescens, 240 nucleotides. RefSeq names its product Alpha/Beta hydrolase protein. Bases 1 to 240 code for a protein of 79 amino acids. The record is from RefSeq and is a predicted model, not a curated record. The transcript has a single exon. NCBI's taxonomy places the organism in Eukaryota, Fungi, Ascomycota, Eurotiomycetes, Eurotiales, Aspergillaceae.